CACCAUCGUUGCUGUGUGGUGCAUGGCUCAUACUGAAGGUGCACACAAACAUUGAACAACUUUUCCCUUACGGCCUGUAAAGUGUCGACUUUAGAGUGAUGAUGAUGAAGAUGAUGAAGGGGCUAUAGCCAAAAUAUAAGCGCCCUUUUCUCAGUCAAGUGGAGCAGAGAGCAAGACGCGAGCCAUUGAGCCGCUGCACAACAGGACGGCUAGGAUGGAGGGAGUCUGCAUAUGACACACGCCCAUGGCACCACGUCUCAGACGGAGGUAGACGGUGGAGAUGUUCAUCGGCGCUCCAGGCCUGCUGCUGCUCGCGCGCCCGUUAGCUGCAGAGAGGGAGUCUAAAGGGAGUCAGCGACUCGUCCUCACGCGGAGGCUCUCCUUCUUCACCCUGCACGCGGACGGGAUGUGUGUGUUGCCCUGCGUCUUUUAUCCCGACUGAGGGGAUCGCAAGUCACAUGGGGGCGGUGAGACAGCGGAGGUGAGGAUGGGUCCUUCUUCGGUCAACGUGGGGGUCCAAAUCCGGAUUUAGUCAAAUCUGCACGCGGCUGUCAUUGCAGAGGGCGGGGAGCUGAGCCGCCGCGUGCUUGUGGUCCGCCGGCGCGUCCUGCAGACAGAGGAGCAGCAGACCAGGGAACCCCACCGAGCCAGGGUCUACCCGCGGCACCCCGAAAACACAGAGCGGAGAGGGAGGACCGUGCCCCUCAGAGGGCUCCUCCUAGAGCUUAUCUUCUACCGGGACAGAGUGAGCAGCGGCGCUCAGCGGGGGUCAGCAUGGUUCUUCGCUUGAGAGUCCGCUGAAUUAAUUGAUCCUCGUGUUGUGACUCCGGAGGAACAUCAAAGUGCAAGUCAUCAACUUGGCUGAGUUGAACUUGUUUAGAGUCUGCGGGAUCAUGAGCGGAGCGACACACGGGCUUCAGUACCAGUCUGGGGUCUAUGGGGGGACUGGGACCAGUGGCAGCCCUGGCACCAAGCAGGGCUCCCCCUCCUCCUCCCCCAUCCUGUGUGAGCGCUGCAGGAAGAGCUGUCAGGGGGAGGUGGUGAGAGUGAAGAACUCCCACUUCCACGUGCACUGUUUCACCUGCCAAGUGUGUGGCUGUGACCUGGUGCGGGCGGGGUUCUUCCACCAUGGGGGGGAGUACGUGUGCACCCAGGACUACCAGCGUCUGUACGGGACGCAGUGUGACCGCUGUGGGCAGUACAUCAGCGGGGAGGUGGUCUCCGCGCUGGGACGCACCUACCACCCCCACUGCUUCGUCUGCAGCCUCUGCAGGAGCCCAUUCCCUAUUGGAGACAGAGUGACCUUCUGUGGAAAGAAGUGUGUGUGUCAGCAGUGUUCCCAGGGCCUGAACCGCGACAGACCCGUCAAGGUCCAGGGACCGAGCUACUGCUCAGGUUGCGGAGAGGAGAUCAAACAGGGCCAGUCUCUCUUGGCUCUGGAGAGACAGUGGCAUGUCAGCUGUUUUAAAUGCCACACAUGCGGGUGUACCCUCACUGGGGAAUACAUCAGCAAGGACGGCGUGCCGUACUGUGAAUCAGAUUACCACAACCAGUUCGGCAUCCGCUGUGACUGCUGCCAGGGCUUCAUCAGUGGGAGGGUGCUGGAGGCGGGGGGUAAACAUUAUCAUCCGAGUUGCGCCAGGUGUGCCCGCUGUCACAUGACAUUCCUGGAAGGAGAGGAGAUGUACCUUACUGGGGCUGAGGUUUGGCAUCCGAUGUGUAAAGAAGCCAUUGGAAUGGAGAAGAAGCUGAGGCUGCGCCGGACCUCAGAGACGGCGUCUCUCUCUCCCCCCAUCUCCAGCGCCGGCUCCCCCCACCGCCUCGUAUGCGCCAAGGCAGACAGCGCGCUGCUGAAUGCAAAGCGUCUGUCCGCCUUCCAGAGGCCCGACGUCAUCCCCUACCAGGCCUACCACGCACACACACGCCUCCCAGAGAGCCCCCUGCACCCGCCCUACGGCUGCGGACAGUCACGCGGUCACACCUUAUCUCCGUACUCUCAGGACCUGUUGGACAGUGUUGAUCUGCGGACCUCCAGGCGUUCUUCCAGCCCCUACACUGACUCUCCAGCACACAGCCGUUAUGGAGGGUCCCCCCUCCACUACAACACACCUGGUAACACAAACGCACACACACAAGCACAAACAAACACACGCAAAUACACACAGGCACAUGCACGCACGCACAUGCACACACACACGCACGCACACACACACACACACACACACACGCACACACACAAAUGUGCAAAUAUACACACACACACACACACACACACACACACACACACACACACAUACACACACACACACACACACACACACACACACACACACACACACACACACACACACACACGCACACACACAAAUGUGCAAAUAUACACACACACACACACACACACACACACACACACACACACACAUACACACACACACACACACACACACACACACACACACACACACACACACACACACACACACACACACACACAACUACACACACACCCACACACACAUACACACAUACCCACACACACAAACCCACACACAGAGACGCACAUCCACACACACAAUACACACUCAAACUCCCACACACGCACACACACACACACACACACACACACACACACACACACACACACACACACACACACACACACACACACACACACCAUACAUUUUACAUGCAUAUACACACACGUCCAGAGACAUUACAGAUAAACAGAUAAACUACAGAUAAACUCUAUUUUUCUUAUCAUUGUGUCCACCCUCAUUCUGUCUGCCUGCCCAUCUGUCUGUGCGUCUGUCUUUCUGUCUGUUGUUUGUCUUUGUAUGUAUGUAUGUCUGUCUGCCUCUCGUUUUUUUUUUUUUUUCCUAUUUGUCCUUUUUUCUGUCUGGGUGGGUGGGCCAUGCUGUUGCUCAUAAUCAUGUCUCUCUCAUUCUCAUUGGACGGGCUGACUGUAGGUAUUGAGAGUGGCAGGAGUUCACCCAAUCCCUAUCAGUCUGACCCCAGGUCUGGCACACCCACCUCCUACCAAGCCCCCAAGCAUUUCCAUGUACCAGGUAGGCCCCCCUAUAGCCCGCCCCCAGCCUUGCUC
Messenger RNA from Gadus macrocephalus (Pacific cod), 3100 nucleotides. Its product is annotated as actin-binding LIM protein 3-like. The record is from RefSeq and is a predicted model, not a curated record. Bases 894 to 2723 code for a protein of 609 amino acids. Lineage: Eukaryota; Metazoa; Chordata; Actinopteri; Gadiformes; Gadidae. Gene Ontology annotation, molecular function: actin filament binding. Gene Ontology annotation, cellular component: actin cytoskeleton; stress fiber. The transcript is spliced from 12 exons. Gene Ontology annotation, biological process: lamellipodium assembly; cilium assembly.